Molecule: messenger RNA, 1570 nt
Organism: Argiope bruennichi
Lineage: Eukaryota; Metazoa; Arthropoda; Arachnida; Araneae; Araneidae
Product: repetin-like
Exons: 4
Coding region: 173-1459 (428 amino acids)
Source: RefSeq, a predicted model, not a curated record
UGUGACGCGGGAAACUACACUUUCACAACUUUCACUGCAGCAGUGUUGCACGCUAGUAGGAUAGCGUUCAGUGCAAAAAGGAUUUUUUCUCGCCUCUUGUGUUGUGUUCUAAAAGAACGUGAUUCAUUCUUUAAUAUAGCAGUGGGAUUUCUUUUUCUUGAAAAAAGGUGCUAUGAAACCGAAAGAUAUUUUAAUACCAUUGCUCAUCUGUCUGACGUUUUCUCUAAUACCAGGAGAAAGUUUCCUACUCCCAUUGCUAUUUCCAGUUUCGAUCAAAAUAACAAUUCACUCUCAUCACAAGCCUCCGCCCCCUAAACCCAAACCAGAUUACCAUUUCUCAUCCAUUCCUGUUUAUAAGGAAGUAGUGGUCAAAGGCAGCCCCGAUUUUAGCGGAGCGGGAGGUUACAAGCAGAGUUACGGAGAUGGACACAAGUACAGCACCAGCUAUGGCGAUGGUUAUCUGAAAGUCUACACUGAAGAACCUCAUGUGCAAAAGGGUUAUGGUACAGGAUCUCAUAAACCUGUCUCUCAUUAUGCAGAAAUAUCAUUCACAGCAGGUAACUACAAAGAACCUGAUCACCAUAGUGUAAAUAAAGGCACUGAAUACGUUGAUGUUCAGGAACCUCACUACAAAGGUACUCCAUAUGGAAACAAUCAAUAUGUACAUUUUCCAGAAGAGCAGGCUCAGGUCCCAGAAGGUCAUUACAAAGGUACAAACUAUGAAGCUCCAAAAGGCCAUCACAAAGGAACGACCUACCAAGCUCCAGAAGGUCAUUACAAAGGAACAAACUACCAAGCUCCUGAAGGUCAUUACAAAGGAACAAACUACCAAGCUCCUGAAGGUCAUUACAAAGGAACAACUUACCAAGAACCAGAAGGCCACUAUAAAGGAACAGUUUACCAAGCACCAGAAGGUCAUUACAAGGGCACAGAUCAUAGUAUCCAUGAAGAUCAUAACCAAGUAUAUGGAUACAGAAAGAAGAAAGUAUUCCCUAAGAAUCAUAGUUUCAUAAAGCAGGUUAGUGGUUACAAAAUAUCAGACUUCUUGCCUAAUAAGGUACAACAGGAGCCUUAUCAGGACGAUGGUAAAGACGGAUACGUCUCUCAUGUUGCCAUACCACCCAAAGUAGAGCCAGGGCAUUCAUACGCUGAGAUAGCAGCAGCGCAUAAAGCAAACCAUGGACCUAAGGCAUACGAUUCAAAAGAGUACGCAGAUCUUGGGGCACACCAAUUCAAGGACCAACAAGAUUACUCAGAUCAAUCAGACUAUCUGGAUGAUUCAUUACCAGCUUAUAAGUAUCCUCCAAGUCGGGUUUAUACACACAGAAGCGGAUUAGUUGAUCCAGCCGAACCAACUCAGUAUGCUGGAUAUGGUACAACAUUUUAUGGAGACAGUUACGCUAGAAUAGUGUAUAAUCCUAAAGACUGGAAGAUAUCGCUACGUGCCUACAGACAUUAAUCAAAUGAUCAUAAUAAAUUAUCUUAUUUUUAUUGUUGAACUUUUGUAUAAAAAUAUGUAUCUAAAGUUAUAUUUUCGAACAAAAUGAUGGAUUUCAACAUUAGAAAUCCA